GCCCACUGCGCGGUGGGGCCGCGCAGGGCCCUCUGCGGGCAGGGCGCGGCCGCGCCGCGCCGCCGCCGAGGCGCGCUGCCGCGGCGGGCCCGUGCACGGCCGCCGCGCCGAGGCGGCAGGCGGCGGCGGCUGCCAGGGCGGCGCGCUCGGCCUCGGGCCCGCCGCGGCCAGGGGCGUGCUGGCGGAGGCGCCGCGGGGCGCCCGGGAGCAGGCGGCCGAAGGGGCCCAGGACGAGCUGCUUGGCCGCGCGGUGGCGGGGGCGUUCCGGCUCCGCCGUCGCAUCGGCUCGGGCUCCUUCGGCAGCGUCUACCUCGCGCGGCACGACGGGAGCGGUCUCGAGGUGGCCGUGAAGAUGGAGCCGGCAGCGGCGCCGUAUCCGCAGCUCUCGCAUGAGGCCAGGGUAUACGAGGUGCUAGGCGAUCAUGGAGCGGUCGUUCCUCGGAUCCACUGGUACGGCCGCGAUGGGGACCAUGAGGCGCUCGUGAUGGACCUGCUGGGCCCAUCGCUGGCAGACCUCCACGAGAAGUGCGGAGGGGCUUUCAGCCUGAGGACCAGCAUAGCCCUUGCCGAGCAGAUAGUGGGCCGGCUCGAGGAGAAUUGCACUCGGCAGGGUUCCUCCACAGGGACAUAA
This is a messenger RNA of Prorocentrum cordatum, 631 nucleotides long. The record is from the annotation of a GenBank genome assembly. Lineage: Eukaryota; Dinophyceae; Prorocentrales; Prorocentraceae.